Messenger RNA from Musa acuminata AAA Group (dessert banana), 925 nucleotides. RefSeq names its product chaperone protein dnaJ 11, chloroplastic-like. Lineage: Eukaryota; Viridiplantae; Streptophyta; Magnoliopsida; Zingiberales; Musaceae. The coding region runs from base 70 to 585 and encodes 171 amino acids. The record is from RefSeq and is a predicted model, not a curated record. The transcript has a single exon.
UUUCGCUCCGAUCGCAUCGCAGUUGCCUCCGCUUGUAUUAGACUAACCUAAUCAGUUCCGCUCCUCAUCAUGUCCCCUUCCUCCCUCUCCUCUUCCCAAUUUCUCGGACUCCGCAUCGCCCCGCCUCCCAACACCACCGCCGCCUCCCUCUCCCCCCGGUCCCCCUCCUCCCUCCGCUCCCCUAGGGUAUCCGCCGCCUACGCCGCCGCGGCCGAGUGCCCGCGCGCCGCCCACGCUCCUGUUCCCGCUGCCGUCGCCAACCCCUCCUCUCUCUACGACGUCCUUGGCGUCUCCCCCGUGGCCAGUGGCCAGGAGAUCAAGGCCGCGUACCGGCAGCUGGCGCUCGCGUGCCACCCGGACGUCAUCGCUACCGGACGCAAGGGCGCGUCCGCUGAAAAGUUCAUGCGGGUCCAUGCAGCCUACGCCACCCUGUCCGACCCCGGCAAGCGCGCCAACUACGACCGCGAGCUGGCGGCGGCGGCGAUGCUCGUGCGCCAUCGCUGGCCAGCGGCGCGGACCUACGCCCGGUCCACGUCGUUUCCCCGAUACGGCCGCCGGACCUGGGAGACCGACCAGUGCUGGUAGAAGUCAAGGCCCCAAGCUCCCGGCGAUCGGUUUGAUCCCGAAUAAGGAGAUCGUCCCACAGAAUCUGGAGGCCAGAUCCGAUCUUUAAGCUAAAAUCCUCACUUUCAGCUUGUAAAUGGAGCUUGAGGUAUCAUCCAAGCUUCCAUGGCUGCACCUACUGAUUUGCUUGUUCCUGAUCUGCUGCUGCUUGUAAAAAGUUCAGAUUUUGCUACCUCCUCAUCUCUUUGAUAUCAAUACUUAGUGAUAGUAAAAGAGAAGAGGAAAAUUAGAGAUCUCGAUCUCUGUUGUUGUUGGUGGCAUAUGAUUGUCAGCUUGUGACUUUGCACCUUGGAUUUGCUGA